AUGUUGUCUUCUCUGUCCGCCCUCGGUGCAGCCGCACUGCUGUCAAUAGCCCCUUUUGUCAGCGGUCUCCCCGUGGAGAAGCGUGUUGUAUCUGGUGCCGUCAUAUCCUCAAACUUCCCCGAUCCCUCCAUCAUCAAAGUCGGCAGCACCUGGUACUCGUUCGCCACAAAUAACGCCGACGGUGCUGGCAGCACCCACGUCCAGAUCGCCAAAUCAUCCGACUUCAAUUCCUGGACUUUAUUGGGCAAGGAUGCUCUUCCCAACUUGCCUGGCUGGGUCAACGCUGCAAACCCGGCCGUGUGGGCCCCCGAUGUCAUCCAGAAUGACGCCGGAAAGUUCGUCAUGUACUUUGCUGCCUCGCGCAACGGCCAAUUCCACUGCACUGGCGUCGCAACCUCAGACACGAUUGAGGGUCCUUACUCGGCCCAGUCUGACCCAUGGGUCUGCCCGCUCGACCAAGGUGGCGCCAUCGAUGCUUCCGGCUUCCUCGACUCUGAUGGCUCCCGCUACGUCACCUACAAGAUUGAUGGAAACGCCCUCGGCAACGGUGGCACUUGUGGCAACACCGUGGCUCCAAUCCACUCGACGCCCAUCAUGCAGCAAAAGGUGGGCAGCAACGGCAUCGACAAGAUUGGCAGCCCCUAUCAAGUGCUCGACCGCAGCGACGCGGACGGCCCGCUCGUCGAGGCUCCCAGCAUCGCCAAGCUUCCCGAUGGCCGGUAUGUCAUGUUCUUCAGCUCGAACUGCUUCUAUUCGAUCAACUACGACGUGACGUACGCCAUCGCAGACAAGGUUUCUGGCCCGUACACCAAAUACGGCCCGCUUUUCGUCUCGCAGGGAACGCAUGGCUUCUGGUCGCCCGGCGGCGCCAGCAUUGCCGGCGACGCCAAGCACCUCGUUUUCCACUCGUACAACCCCGGCGGUUCCUCGACCCGCUCCAUGUACACGGCGACGCUGACCUGGAGCGGCAACUUCGCGAACGCCGAGGCCUAA
Molecule: messenger RNA, 993 nt
Organism: Diplodia corticola
Lineage: Eukaryota; Fungi; Ascomycota; Dothideomycetes; Botryosphaeriales; Botryosphaeriaceae
Product: glycoside hydrolase family 43 protein
Exons: 4
Coding region: 1-993 (330 amino acids)
Biological process (GO): carbohydrate metabolic process
Molecular function (GO): hydrolase activity, hydrolyzing O-glycosyl compounds
Source: RefSeq, a predicted model, not a curated record